CAACUGUCAGGCUUCCAGCGCGCGCACCCACUGGUGACCAGACAGAGCGCGCGAGGCUGGAGGUCGGGACGUCCGAGCGCUGUUUAUGUGUGUGUGUGUGUGUGUGCCAAGCUCGGGAUAACGGCGGCGUACAAGACAGACAGACGUUAGAUCACCGGAGACGCUGUGUUGCCGCGGUGGAAGCAGAGGAUGAAGGGGGGAGAGCCGCAGAGGAGAAGACACAGAGAAGAAGUUUAAAGUUUAACGGGACCGGCGGCCGGUAGUCCAGUUAAAGCCAUCCAUCCGUGCAGACUGUCCCCCAUGGAAAAGUUUAACGGGCUGAGCGCAUCAUCUCAGCCUGGAUGCUGACGGGACUGAGCCGGCCUGCUGUCAACUUGUUAUUCUGACAUGAAUAUCAUACAGUCCCGUUAAACCGGUUUCAAUCUCAUUUUUCAUCGUUCCCGUUUUUUUUAUCCGAGUUCUUGAUAUAUGGAAAAAGGAGAGUAAAGUGAUGAACCGGGACAGAGCGGUACCGGGGCCCGGAGCGGACGGGGUCCAGACCGUGAUAAACCGGGACAGAGUCGUAGCAGGGCCCGUGGCGGACACAGUCCAACCAGUGAUGAGUCGGGACAGAGCCGUACCGGCUCCGGCCGGGGACGGGAUCCAAACCGUGGUGGGCCCGGACAGCGGAGACAUGCUCGACGGAAGUGCCGCCGGUGAGAAGCGGCUCUUCUCCAACGCGGUGGCCGGAGGUAGAGACUCUCAGGUCGUGGAGAACCACUCGGAACCACCGCCGACGAACCCGGUGUUAGCCCCGCCACAGCAGGGCCCUACCGGGCACCGGACGACCUCUUUCUCCGUACUGGACAUCCUGGACCCCAACAAGUUCACGAGCAGCCGGAGACAGCAGCAGCAGCACGCGAGCCACCGAGGUGAGCGCGAGCUGAGCGCGUACGGAGCGGAGAACCGGAGAGCGAGCACCGGGGGGCGCGAGCCCGGCCUGGAGGCCAGUAAAGGCUGCUACGGUGCCGAGGACUACCAGAGCAAGGAAGGCUUUGUAUACAGAAGCCCAGAUGAGGAUGACUACCACAGAUCUGGGACCCCAGACUCAGAGGCUCCAGACGGGCCCUACAGCAGUGAGGAGAGCAGCUCAGCUCUGCCCAGUAACGGAGACAGAGAUCUGGGCCAGCACAGCCACCAGGACCCCGCCAGAGACACGGCAAGCCCCGGAGGAGGCCAGAUCACCAACUCCCAGACCAACGGGAGCCAGGGCUCGCAGGGCAAGCCUAAGAGGAAGCGUUCUGGCUCGGACUCCAAGUCUGGGAAGCCCCGCAGAGCCCGGACUGCCUUCACCUAUGAGCAGCUGGUGGCGCUGGAGAACAAGUUCAAGUCCACGCGGUACCUGUCAGUGUGUGAGCGGCUCAACCUGGCCCUGUCGCUCUCCCUCACUGAGACCCAGGUCAAGAUCUGGUUCCAGAACCGCCGGACCAAGUGGAAGAAACAGAAUCCCGGAGCUGACACCUCUGCUCCCACCGGCGCAGGAGGAGGAGGAGGUACGGGUGGAGCAGGAGGCCUGGGGAGCCUCAGCCCUCUCAGCCCUUCCCCUCCAAUCAGCGGGCACCUGGCCAUGCACGCUGGCUACGCCAGCCACCAUCACCCCCCCACCGGCAGCCUGGUCCAGCUGCCUUUCCUCACCGCCAGCCACGUCCUGUCCCCCUUCAUGCUGGGGACACAGAGCUACGCUGCACCCGCCUUCUACAGCACACACCUGUAGACACACACACACACAUACACACGUUUGAGUGUAUGAAUGAACAGCAGCACAGCAGACAGACUGUGAGCCCAGUGCUCAGCUCUGCUCUCCUUUUUACUACAACAACAUUUGAAGGCUUUAAUUUCAACGGAUUAUUUUGAUAGAAUGUGAAUAUUUACCAGAAACUGUACAUAAAUCUAUGUUCUAGCUCCCGAAUGCUGUUUUAAAAGACGUAAUAGACAGAUAGUUGAUUUCUUUGUUUUUUUUUUAAAAAGUCUGUAUGAAUAUUGAAUGUUUAUUUAUGACUUAAGGAAUGGCUUGAUCUAUUGUCAGUACCGUGUAACUCCAGCUGUGAUUGUUUUCACUUCUGUUAUUUAUUGACUUUCUUGACAGUUUCCAUAAAACCCCUUGAAUGUACUGAACCCUCAGCUCAACAUGAUAUCGUCCUUUGAUAUUAAAAUGAUGACAAUUAAACACUGAAGACUAGCCCUGUGAACUCAUUCUGACAGGACGCAUGGCGGCCUCUCUGUGUGACAGACUGAGUGCACCCUGCCUCUCUCUGACAUCAACAUGCUGAUGUGCUCACAGGAAGCCUUUUCCACAGCAGAUCAACCUACAGGUGUUUUCAGUGACACUGAUGGUUCCAUUC
Messenger RNA from Larimichthys crocea (large yellow croaker), 2381 nucleotides. RefSeq names its product NK1 transcription factor related 2-like,b (gene nkx1-2b). Bases 491 to 1753 code for a protein of 420 amino acids. Lineage: Eukaryota; Metazoa; Chordata; Actinopteri; Sciaenidae. The record is from RefSeq and is a predicted model, not a curated record. The transcript is spliced from 3 exons. Gene Ontology annotation, molecular function: DNA-binding transcription factor activity, RNA polymerase II-specific; RNA polymerase II cis-regulatory region sequence-specific DNA binding. Gene Ontology annotation, cellular component: nucleus. Gene Ontology annotation, biological process: regulation of transcription by RNA polymerase II; cell differentiation.